Messenger RNA from Plenodomus lingam JN3, 2529 nucleotides. RefSeq lists its product as uncharacterized. The record is from RefSeq and is a predicted model, not a curated record. NCBI's taxonomy places the organism in Eukaryota, Fungi, Ascomycota, Dothideomycetes, Pleosporales, Leptosphaeriaceae. Gene Ontology annotation, biological process: exocytosis; Golgi to plasma membrane transport. Gene Ontology annotation, cellular component: cytoplasm; exocyst.
AUGCAGGUUCGCCAUCGCGAGUCAGUAUCUACACUUGUUCACGCGACUUCGCGGACCUCGUUGCGAGCACCGCAGUUCACAUUAGAGAAGUUCUCGAGCAAAGACUUCAUAGUAAAGGACUUCAUCGAAGACCUCUCCGAUGCCGCCGUCCCCGCUUCACGAAGAUCAGGAGCCACCACAGGCCAGGUCACUUUUGAUCCGAAACCGCUCAUUCGAACCUUCGAACAUGCCCUGACACGACUGACGUACCUAUCCGAGGAUCUGGAGGAGAAGGAAAAUGAGCUCUCUGGGGCUGUACGACGCGCCGAAACCCAGCAUAAUCAGAAUGUGGAGUCUUUGGGUCGGAGACUUGAGCAAUCCAUGGACCGAUUCCAGAAACUCGACAGCUCGUUGAACGGCAACGACGAUGGCGGAUCAGAUGCUGGUGGCAACGUUGCCAUGCGCAUCGGCGAGAGGUUGGAGGAGCUAGAUCGUCAACGCAAGAAAGCUUUGGACGCCAAGUUUCUCAUCGAAUGCUGGCAAGAGGUCAGCGAGCGGGGUGAACUCAAUAUCCUGGAAGAUCACCGACGAAGUGGUGACAUUGUGCGUUGUGCUGAGAUUGCCCGCCAACUCUUGCGUAUUAGUACUCGUCUGAACCCAGACAGUAACCAUCGUGUCAAUGGCGAGGCACAGAAUGGCGUGAAGAAGACGCCAAUGCAAGUAUCGAAAUACAACACGAACGAGGUCAUUGAGAAGUUUUUGGAGAAUCUAGAGAAAGACUUACUCGUCAAAUUUGAUGAGUGUUAUAGGCGGCCGAACUACAAUGGCAUGCGCGACUGUGCCAUCGCCUUGCGAGGAUUCAAUGAUGGCUCGAGUGUCAUUGGCACAUACGUUAACCAGCAUUCAUUCUUCAUUGAGCGGAUGCAACUGACUGCAGAAGAACUCUCAACAGAUGCAGAGACUUGGGAUCGCCUCCAAGAUCCGGAUGCAGAGCCACCCGGUGUUGAGCCAACGCUGCAAUCGCUGAUCGAUGAGGUUAAGAUUGUUGUUCAAGAAGAGUCUGCGAUCAUCAGACGAGCAUUUCCAUACUAUGAGGAGGUCUUGGUGAAAUUCAUUGAGCGUAUAUUUCAACAGUCGAUACAACAAAGACUUGAGAUGGUCUUGGAAAAGGCAAGCGAAUUGUCUUCCCUUGCCUUCUUGCGUUCAUUGCAAGCUUCGCGAGGGUACAUCACCCAGCUAGUAGAUGACCUAAAGUCGCAUGGCUUGACGGAGCAUCCAGAACCUGCAACCUCGCAAAUAGCGGCCACACUGGAUCAACAGCUUGAGGAGCUCUUCUCCUCCUAUUUCAUUGGCGAAAAGUAUAUUGAGCGCGAAAAGAAAAAUUUAGAAGAGCUCUACUCUUCCCUGCUACUAAAGUUUACUAUAUACCACUCCCGACGAAGCAAGACGCCAACAUCAUACUUUGGAUCACUUGCUCAAAGAGGCAAAGAACUUGCAGCGUCUGCGCGCGACAAGUACAUGGAGCGCCUCGAAAGCACAGAUCUGCCAGCAAGUCAAAAAGCCACGUUGCUCCGCAUUGCCGGCCUUAGAGAAGAUCAGCAAGAGAAGAAGGAUAUCGAAGUCACAGAUGAAGACGGAAAAUUGUCCCUGCAAGUUGCUAAGCGAAUGCUCAAGUGGCUGGCAGAAGGGGUUGGGCGAGGACUAGAGCUAUCGCCCAAUAACGAGACGCCAAAAGAUGUACAAAUUCUUCUGAACCUGCUCCUGCGGCAAAUGGGCGAGAUGUAUCUCGAGACUGCUCUAGAGGCUGCACAAGACCACGCCGCUUUGCAGGAAAAUUCGAAAACACCACCAGACCUCACGCAUUUACCAUCUCUUCACACCAUAACCACCAUUCUCCAUCUACUGGAACAAACCAUUACCACGAUCCUCCUACCACUCUGUGCACCCAACCUCACCAUUCGUCGCGAACUCGAGAAGACCAGCAAUUCUACAAUGGCAACACUCGAAUCCAAGCUUUCCAAUAUUCUCAACCUCACUCUCACGGCUUCCUUGAACUGGGUCAGCAAACUCCUCUCCCAACAAAAGAAGACAGACUUUCGACCCAAAGACGACGACCUAAUGGUCACAAGCGAAACCCAAGCAUGCAGAGAAGUUUCCGCCUUUCUCAGUCGUGUCGCUACACAAGCCACUACCGCUCUCUCUGGCCGCAACCUCUCCCUCUUCCUUGCUGAACUAGCUCGUGGCCUGCGCGCCCAAGUCCUUGCGCAUCUUCUCCGCUUCACUGUCUCGCAGGUCGGCGGGCUGAGUGUGUCGAAAGACAUGAAUCGCUAUGUUGAGCUUGUGAGGGAUUGGCCCAUGGGUGACGAGCUGGAGCCCGGGGCUAUGGAUGUUUUGACAGAUGUGAGCACCUUGUUCAUCAUUGGGCCGGAGGCGCUGAGAGAUAGGUUGAGGGCAGCAAGUGGGCAAGAUGCGCAGGAGCUCAAGUUGUAUAUUGCCAGAAGGGAUGAUGUCAAUACUGUGGGCGUGCAGAGCGUGCUUAGUGGAAUGUAG